CUCCAUCCCCCGAUCCUUGCAUUUGAGGUUUAAAGAUCGAUGUGAACUCCACCUCCUCUUCCUCCAUUUAAGAGCAAAUUUAGGUGAGGCUAGCAGCUAGGAAAUUGGGGAUCAUCAGGGGCACGUACUCUCACACUACGUAUGUAACUCCUUCUUAUUGUCAUACACAUUUCUAGCUCUCUUUAUUAUCAAGGAGAAAAGGGAGGGUGCAGGGUGGUAUUUACAUUCGAGCCGGGUUUAUUUAAUUAAUAAUGAAGGGUCUGCGGCACUACUUGUUGUGGACCUUGUGCCUGCUACAAACGCUAUGCAAGUGUCCCUUGGUUGCUCAAGGCCUCGGGUGCAAUUGGGGAACACGCGCUACACAUCCAUUGCCGCCUGAUAUUGUAGUUCAGCUAUUGAAGGACAACGGCUUCAACAAAGUGAAGCUCUUCGAGGCUGAGCCUGAGCCACUCAAGGCCCUGGGAAAUUCCGGGAUCCAGGUUAUGCUUGGUAUACCCAAUGAUUUCUUAGCAUCACUUGCCAGCAGCGUUAGGGUUGCAGAGGAUUGGGUGCAGCAAAACGUAUCCUCUUAUGUUUCUAAAAACGGUGUGGACAUAAGGUACGUAGCUGUGGGUAAUGAACCGUUCCUCAGUUCCUACAAGAACACCUACAAAGGCAUCACCUUUCCGGCGCUCAAAAAUAUCCAAGCGGCGCUCAUAAAAGCAGGGCUAGCGAGACAGGUGAAAGUCACCAUCCCAUUGAACGCCGACGUGUACCAAAGCGCCAGCAACCUCCCAUCAGGCGGCGACUUCCGUUCAGACAUACAUUCACUGAUGGUGUCCAUCAUCAAGUUCCUCAGUGACAACGGCUGCCCACUCGCCAUCAACAUCUAUCCUUUCCUCAGCCUCUACGCCGACCCAAACUUCCCCGUCGACUUCGCGUUCUUCCCCAACUCUAGCACUUCUCCUCCUUCUCAUCCGCUGGUGGACGGCUCCAUCACCUACACCAACGUCUUCGAAGCAAACUAUGACACCCUCAUCUGGGCUCUUGAAAAGAACGGCUUCCCUUCCAUGCCAGUCAUCAUCGGUGAGGUUGGAUGGCCCACCGAUGGUGAUCCCAACGCCAACCUCGUCAAUGCCCGCAGGUUCAACCAAGCCCUGAUUGACCGCAUUCUCCGGGGCCAGGGUACCCCAAAACGACCCAACCAGGCCCCCGAUGUCUACCUCUUCGCUCUCAUCGACGAGGACGCCAAGAGCAUCCAGCCGGGAAAUUUCGAGCGCCAUUGGGGCAUCUUCUACUACGAUGGAGGAAUCAAGUACAAGCUGGACGUGGGUCAUGGUAAGAGCUUGGUCCCUGCCAAGGGCGUCAAGUAUCUGGCCAGGCAGUGGUGCGUGAUGUCGCCUGAUGCCAGUAUUGUGGACCCCAACCUGGUACCCGGCGUCAGCUACGCUUGCACCUAUGCGGAUUGCACCAGCCUAGGGUACGGGUCUUCCUGUGGCGGGCUGGAUGCCAAGAGCAACGCUUCCUAUGCCUUCAACAUUUAUUAUCAGACGGCCAACCAGCAGAAGGGGGCAUGUGGAUUCCAUAACCUUUCGGCUAUUACAACUGUGGAUCCAUCUCAGAAUUCCUGCCGCUUUGAGAUAAUGAUCGACGUGGGAAAGCAUGUCCGCCCUCGGAAUGCCCCCGGUACCACUACUACCUCUUCUUCGGCAACUAUACUUCCAAAUCUACUCAUUCUUUCCUGCUUCCUCGUCUCUAUGACAUGGAAGAUCAUUAAUAUUCACUAAUGGUGUGGUCAUUCGUUCGAUCAAUUCUCUCAGACGUCAGCCGGGUGUGCGUGUCAGUGUGUGAAUGAAAAUUUAUGUCAAAUCCUGGAACCAACUUAAUUUCUGCCCUGCAAUCUCCAAACACAAUGAAAUAAGGAAAAAAAAAAAGAGAGAGAGAAAGGGAAAGGUUCCGGCUAAUUGUUAUUUCCACUGUAGUGACAAAAUGAGUUAGCACUAAAGUUUCAUUGCUCUUAUUUUC
Messenger RNA from Macadamia integrifolia, 2004 nucleotides. RefSeq names its product glucan endo-1,3-beta-glucosidase 5-like. The transcript has 2 exons. Bases 252 to 1766 code for a protein of 504 amino acids. The record is from RefSeq and is a predicted model, not a curated record. Lineage: Eukaryota; Viridiplantae; Streptophyta; Magnoliopsida; Proteales; Proteaceae. Gene Ontology annotation, molecular function: hydrolase activity, hydrolyzing O-glycosyl compounds. Gene Ontology annotation, cellular component: plasma membrane. Gene Ontology annotation, biological process: carbohydrate metabolic process.